GUCCAUCACUGCUCGAGCAUACACGAGUUCCACUGAUAAAAGGAACAGGGAAUGCCCACAACGAGUCCCACCUAGCAGACGGUCCAGAUCUCGCACGAGUGUGCCUCGACCCACGCGUCUCGCUUUUCAGUAGCAACUCGAGUAUUUCAAUCCACUUUCAUUCCAAUAGCAGGACUGAAAAUGGAGGAAGCAGAAAACAAGACGACGAUAGAGGAAGAAGAAGCAGGAGAGCAGCAAAAACCCUCGAUAUUCCCUAUCUUCCCCCUCUCAUCCGGUCCGUCCGAUUCCCAAACCACCUCAUCCCACGGCCCUCAAUGGCUCUCCAACUCCAGCUUCACCCCAUCCAUUUCCUCCAUCCCGGGCCCCAGUACUUCUCACUACACUCCGAUCCUCAACGACAGCGAUGGCUCCGACGCUGAAGAAAUCCCACCGUCGAAGCCUCGCACCUACGAACUUCUCGAUUCCUCGUCUCCGUCGGAUCGGGACAGCGACCGCGACAAGAGAGGGGUGUCGAAGAAGAAGAAGAAGAGGAAGAGGAAGAGAUCGAGAGAACAGGCGGAUGAUCCUUCUAGAAAAUCGGGCGUCCGGGUGUGGGCUGGCUCGGAGGCCAAGCCGGAGAAGGAUUAUUACUUUGAUUCUCGCGGAGAUCGUGAUAAUUUGGCAUUUGGAUCGCUUUACAGAAUGGAUAUUGCCCGUUACAAGCUUCACAAUUCCAUGAACUCAUCAGGGGUCCAUGUGCAAGUUUUGUAUCAUUGGAGACAAAGGAAUUCGGCAUUGGACAUGGAUGGAGAUGUUGAUGCAUUGGAUCAUAAACUAAGAGGAGGACGCUAUUUUUCUACGAAAUAUUCCACUUUAGAACGGCACAAGGACUUCAAGCGUGUGCGAGUCCUUGCUGCCAAGAAAUAUUCGACAAAUCCUGGAGAAUUUAUUCCUUUAAUUGAGCUGCAAACUUCUCAUGAAGGUGGUAAUAAUACCGAAUCACUAGCCAAGGCGGAAAUUGCAGAAUCCUGGGAAGAUGAAGUGUUGCGCAGAACAAAGGAGUUCAACAAGAUGUCUCGAGAAACCCCUCACGAUGAGAAAGUUUGGUUUGCAUUUGCAGAAUUCCAGGACAAAGUUGCAAGUAUGCAACCGCAAAAGGCAGCUCGUUUGCAGACACUUGAAAAGAAGAUCAGUAUACUGGAGAAGGCAGUUGAACUAAAUCCAGAUAAUGAAGACCUAUUGCUUUGUCUUCUGAAGGCUUAUCAGAGCAGGGAUAGUACUGAGAUCCUCAUGGAAAGAUGGGAAAAAAUACUGAAGCAACAUUCUGGUAGUUGCAAGUUGUGGAAAGAGUUUUUGCACAUUUGUCAAGGGGAGUUCUCCAGGUUCAAGGUCUCUGACAUGAGGAAAAUAUAUGCUUAUGCUAUCCGGGCUCUGUCUGCUGCAUGUGGCAAGCUGUGUAGGCAGGUUCAGCAAAUUGGCAAACAACAGUCAACAGAUCCUGCUUUUGUUCAACUAGAGCUUGGUCUGGUUGAUGUAUUUAUUAGCCUUUGCAGGUUCGAGUGGCAAGCUGGCUACCAAGAGUUAGCAACUGGAUUACUUCAAGCCGAGAUUGAGUACAGUUUAUUUUGCCCGUCUUUGCUUCUCACUGAGCAAAGUAAGCAAAGACUAUUUGAGCACUUCUGGAAUGGUAAUGGUGCAAGAAUUGGGGAAGAUGGAGCACUUGGGUGGUCUGCAUGGCUGGAAAAAGAGGAGGAAAAUAGGCAGAAGGUCAUUAUAGAGGAUACCUCUGAAGAAAAUGAAGUAGGUGGGUGGACUGGUUGGUUGGAGCCUCUAUCCAAGAACAGUGAAACUAGCAAAGAGCCAGAGAAAUUAGCAGCAGGUGUUGUCACUGAUGAAGAUAUCAGAGAAGUUUCUGAGACUGAAAAUAUGAAGCAGGAAGAAGACGUUGAAUCUUUGCUGAAGAAGCUAGGUAUUAGUGUUGACACUGAAGCUGACACUGAGAUCAAUGACUCAUCUACCUGGAAUAGAUGGUCAGAAGAAGAGUCAUCACGGGACUGUGAGCAAUGGAUGCCUGUGCGUGAUAUUUCUGGUAAAGAAGGUGAUGAACAACUCUCGAGAGUCAUCUUGUUUGAAGAUGUCAGCGAAUAUCUAUUUUCAUUGCACUCAGAGGAGGCCCGUUUCUGCUUGGUGUCCCAAGUCGUUGAUUUCUUUGGCGGGAAAAUUUCUCAACGGUUGUGCACGAAUAGUCCAAGUUGGGCUGAAAAUACCCUCAGCUUAGAGACUCUACCAUAUUCAAUUUUAGAAGAUUUGAGGAAGGUCGAUGAAGUGCUAACUAGGACAGAUAGCAGUUCAAGUUAUUUCAACUUAGAAUCCCUUUUGGGACAUUCAGAUGAUAUAUCUAGAAGAACUAAUAUCAUGAAAUUCCUACGAAAUGCAAUCUUGCUUUGUUUAAAUGCUUUCCCGCGUAAUUACAUCCUGGAAGAAGCUGUUCUUGUUGCUGAAGAGCUAUUUACCACACGAAUGAAAUCUUGUGCCUGCUCCGUUACGCCAUCACGAUCUUUAGCUAAAUUGCUCUUGAAAAAUGAUCGGCAGGACUUGCUGCUUUGUGGAGUCUAUGCUAGAAGUGAGGCUGCUUUUGGGAAUAUUGAUCUCGCCAGGAAGAUAUUUGACAUGGCACUGUCGUCUAUCGAAGGGCUCCCUUUGGAUCUUCAAGGAAAUGCGCCUCUUUUGUACUUUUGGUAUGCUGAAAUGGAGCUUGCUGCUUGUACCUCUGACAGUAUUUCAGAAUCAUCAGCUCUACGUGCAAUACAUAUUCUAUCCUGCUUGGGAAGUCGUGUAAAUUACACUCCCUUUAAGUUCCAAGCAUCAAGUCUGCAAUUGUUGAGAGCACGCCAAGGAUUUAAAGAACAUAUUAAAAAAUUACGAUCUGCAUGGGUGCGGGGAGAUAUAAAGGAUCAGUCUAUUGCUUUCAUCUGUUCAGCUGCUUUAUUUGAAGACCUGACUGCUGGAUGGGGUGCUGGUGUGGCAGUUUUUGUAGAGGCUUUUUCCAUGACUCUUCCUGAAAGGAGGAGCCAGAGUUCUCAUCUUGAAUAUUUGUUCGACCAUUAUGUUAGAAUGUUCCAGAAGCAUCUUAAGGACUCAAAACUCUCGAAAGCAUGGAAGACCAUGUUGCAGGGGCUCCAGAUAUACCCUUACAAUCCAAAAAUGUUUGCUGCUUUUAUAGAAGUUGGUGGUCUUUAUACUGUACCGAACAAACUUCGGCAGAUAUUCGAUGAAUAUUGUAACAAGAAGCCCUCUGUUAUUGUCUGGCUCUUCGCUUUGUCAUUUGAGUUGGGAAGAGCAGGUUCACAGCAUAGAAUACAUGGUUUGUUUGAAAGAGCAUUGGCAAAUGAUCAUUUGCAGAAGUCAGUUAUACUGUGGCGGUGCUAUCUUGCGUAUGAGAUCCACAUAACACACAACCCUUCUGCGGCUAGACGAAUCUUUUUCAGAGCUAUCCAUGCCUGCCCAUGGUCAAAAAAGCUGUGGCUUGAUGGAUUUUUGAAAUUACACAACGUUUUGACCACGAGGGAACUGUCAGAUCUCCAAGAAGUCAUGCGAGAUAAAGAGCUGCAUUUGCGGACGGAUAUUUAUGAGAUUCUCUUGCAGGACGAUGCAUAACGCUUGCAUUUCUCUUGUUACAGCAGCUUUACUUAUGUUGUUGUAUGUAUAUCAAUCCAUGGCGGUCUCAUGCGGGCCGCGCAGAUGAGUACGAGUCUGUACAUUAUGUUUCGAGCCUCCAUUUCCUAAAAACAUUAGUGUAAUUUCCAAUCUCCGUCAUUUGUUUUGAACUUUUGAUCUGUAAAUUGGGAUAGGAUUAUCUUUUCGUUGUUAUUGAAACCCACCCUUUUGAUUUGCAUACACCCUAGUUUCCAUUUUUGGAAUUGACAUGUAUGCAGAUAGAAGGCCGCCCAUUGAUAUCAAUUCCCUAGCAUUAUAUGGUAACUAAUCCACUAUUUGAAACUUUA
Magnolia sinica is the source of this 3983-nucleotide messenger RNA. RefSeq lists its product as uncharacterized. The coding region runs from base 181 to 3636 and encodes 1151 amino acids. The transcript has 11 exons. Gene Ontology annotation, molecular function: protein binding. NCBI's taxonomy places the organism in Eukaryota, Viridiplantae, Streptophyta, Magnoliopsida, Magnoliales, Magnoliaceae. The record is from RefSeq and is a predicted model, not a curated record. Gene Ontology annotation, biological process: regulatory ncRNA-mediated post-transcriptional gene silencing; RNA processing; negative regulation of RNA catabolic process. Gene Ontology annotation, cellular component: catalytic step 2 spliceosome.